Messenger RNA from Amphibalanus amphitrite, 2595 nucleotides. RefSeq lists its product as uncharacterized. The transcript is spliced from 7 exons. Gene Ontology annotation, cellular component: membrane. Gene Ontology annotation, biological process: sodium ion transmembrane transport. Gene Ontology annotation, molecular function: ligand-gated sodium channel activity. NCBI's taxonomy places the organism in Eukaryota, Metazoa, Arthropoda, Thecostraca, Balanomorpha, Balanidae. Bases 1047 to 2435 code for a protein of 462 amino acids. The record is from RefSeq and is a predicted model, not a curated record.
ACUUCUUGGAAUUGAUCGUUGUAGUUAUUACGAUGCAAUAUCAACUACCCAAAAAACCGGCCGAAGCGUUUACGUGUUCAAUGACCAUUUACCCGUCUGUUGUUUUAACCCGGAACAAUUGCACACAAAUGCACAUUAGCCUAUUGCGCAGCGUUUACAAACUGCCUGACAGAAGAGCUAUGGUCCGUCAAAACAGCCAUCUAUUUGCGAUUGUUCUAUGCAAUUAUCCGCUGUAUUACCCGGAGUAAUGAUAUUCCACGCUUCUCUUGCUAAGGAUGCACUUCAUUGAUGACUUACGCGCGCUAUCAAAAUGUUGGCCAGCCACUAGGGAGACCGAGUUCACUGUUAUCGUACCGCAGCAAAUGAUGACGAGCAUGCGUGGUAUAUCAUCAUCAUGCAAGUCAAAAGACUCAAAUUGCAGCACGCAACGUUGUCAUAGCGCUCUCUAAUGUCAGGCGUGGUCGCGAGACAGUUGUGUUGCAGUGCUGGUCGUAACGAGAACCAGGUCACACGGGCGGUAGCUAUAGGUGAAAGAAGAAGACCUGCCUCUUCGAAAAGGGCUUUGAAUCCAGUGAGACCUGUUGAGCGUCGAAAUUUGCCUCUGCUAGGCGCUAACUGGUGAUGUAAUUUCGUAGAUUGUGUGUGACUAUGGUGUGACGAGUGAGUGACAUGGAAAUGCAGCGUUCCAAUGCGGACGAGAGCAAGGUCAGAUCAGGUCAGAUCAAUUGAAUAAAUUUUGAUAUGCAUGUUAUAGCAUACAGUUAUUGGGUUGCAGGGUAAGCGUUUGCGGAUGAUUUUGAUCUCUUACAGGUUUUGUGUACGUUGCCACUUUCGUUUUCAAAUGUUCUAAGCUUUCAUCCAUCAUAAGGAUUGUUAAUUACCAUACCGAGUAAGCUAUACCACCUAAUUUGAAUUACGCGAUAUAGUCGCCUAAUUUAAAACUUAUCAAUAAAAGCUAAUACCAAAUACGUUUGCUCUCAACUCAGGUUGACUUGCGGGAGCACGCUGUUGCCCCGGCGGAAACAGGCGGCACACGACCUAUCGAAAUGCAAACCAUUCAUCCGGGGAUGCGCCGGCCCAGUACCGUGACAUCUCGUCACCACGGAGCCACGCACGGCGCCGGCAACCCGACGUGGGUGGUGACCCCACCGGACCGCGGCGAAUGUCCCCGGGCACACUGUUCUUCGCCGCCGCAUAAACCCUCCGAACUGCGUCCGACACCGAACCCGACGAACGCAGAGGGCGGCCAGGACCCUGCCUACCGUCUCUGCUGGUGUCUUAUCUACGGAAUCCUAUUUGGGACACUUGCCCUCCAGCUCUUCACUGCCGGAUCCAGGUAUCUGGCCGGCUCCAUCACUCAGCACUGGGACAUCGAGCAGCUGGACAAUAUCCCCGUACCGGCCAUCACCGUCUGCCACGGGAACCUCUUCAAGAAGGAGGUGGUGCUUAGCAGCACGGUGAACGGCACCACAUGGGCAGACUGGGUCAGGCACGGACCCAGGCUGCUCCGCUGGGGUGAGGUGGACUACAACUCGUUCUACUGGAACGCCUCCUAUCGCUGGUCAGACAUGGUCGCCUCGUGUCAUGUGAGAAAUACGGUUCUAUUGUCGAACUGCUCGUCGGCUGGCUCAUUUUACGAGACUCCGACCCACCUGAACGGGCUGUGCACCACGUUUGUGUCCAACAGGACCGUCCAAGAGCAGCAUAUCGGCGCCCAGAUCCAGCUUACCCUGAUAGAGGACUCGGCCACAGAGCUGUACGAGCACGCCGGGUGGCGCGUCUUCUUCCACGCGCCCGACGUCCGCUUCACCGACAUCACCAUGUACACCGGACUCAUGGACCAGGUUCUGGUCAGCCCGGGUCGUAUAAUCUGCCUGGACCUGACGCCGGUGCUGGCCUCUCGGCGCAAUGACCGGUGCUCUCCGCGGCCUAAUGCGCUCAGCGAGUACGAGGCGUGCGUGGUGGAGCACAUUCGUAUCGAUAUUAAUGCCACGGACAACGGCCCGUGUCGCCUGCCCUCCUCUGCCGGCCCGGUCAGCAGCUGCCGGUCGUUCCACGACUACCUGAUCGCGCUGGCCAUUCCCGAGGACCUGCUGGACCACCCCGACUUUCUGCUCUGGUCGGCUGCCCAGUCAUGUCGUCCUCCCUGUAACACGCACCACUACCGUACCGACUCCCAGCAGUCUCUGUGGCUGGGCGAGACACAGCACCUGCUCCUCCAGCCGCAGCUGCGCGGACGCACCACGGCCGUGCUGCGACUGCGGCUGGCCGACGCCCGCGAGCGGCUCACCGAACUGGAGGCGUAUCCAUUGGACGCGUUCGUGGCAGAUGUUGGAGGGAAUCUGGGCCUGCUGCUUGGAGGAUCGGUGCUGGCGCUGCUUCAGCUGGCCGAUCAGCUUGGUCGCGCCGCCACGCGCCGGCUCAGGCGGUUCUAGGUCGGCCCGCAGUUUAUUCAUGAUAUUCAAAUGCUAUGGAAGAUCGAUGAGGUUUGACAGCUUCAUGGUAUGACAAAAAUCUGAAUGACUGGACACUUGUAAAUAAACCAGCUUAUUCAAAAGAUGAAUAUAUUACAAACAGGACCUAUGUAAAUAAAUU